Chelonoidis abingdonii (Abingdon island giant tortoise) is the source of this 6081-nucleotide messenger RNA. RefSeq lists its product as uncharacterized. Gene Ontology annotation, molecular function: actin filament binding; beta-catenin binding. Lineage: Eukaryota; Metazoa; Chordata; Testudines; Testudinidae. Gene Ontology annotation, biological process: cell migration; cell-cell adhesion. Gene Ontology annotation, cellular component: adherens junction; catenin complex. The record is from RefSeq and is a predicted model, not a curated record.
UAUGAUGAAGGAGCGUCCAAAUCACCAUGUCCUCUUGGCCCUGUACCUCCUCACCAGCUGUUCCUCUUGCCCACCUCCGUCUCUGAGGUAGAGUGCUCCUCACCCCCAUUAGAUAGAUUCCCAACAAUUAACAUAUUCCUAACCAGGGUAGUGGCAGUGUCUUGAAUUAAACUGUUAAAAAGGGCACACACACACCACCAAACCAAACCAAUUUCCCUCUCAGGAACAGCCUGAAAACUUGUUAGGAGUUUUCGAAAUAUACUGAGUAGUUGAAAGGUUUGAAAAGAUACGUACUUAUUUCUUCGCUGUGUAUACGUACACCCCCCCCCACACACUCUAUACAGUAACAAUUGCUUCUUGGGGGUGAAGCCAGGCUUUUUGGUUUGAUAGCCCCAGACAGUGGGUGUGACUAGGAUACUUCAUUGCCCGCUGAGUGAUGGUGUCAGAGCGCCACACAAAAUUAUCUAGCAGCGUCAAGCUCCUCCCCACCCCCGUAAAAGGCCCAAAUCUUCCCCUACAACAGAGACCCUAGUUCAAAAGAUCACUGGAUGUUGUUCCCCAGAAGGCUUGAGUGAAUGAAGACCCAUCUCCCAAAUGCAUGAAUGCACCAGCCGAGUACAGUGGGGGGAGUGGAGGGAAAUGGGCUGCUCACCUGCCUGUAGUCAAGGGUCAACUGGAAAGGCAAGAAAAAGAGACCAGAAUAAACCCUGGCCUUGUCUGAGUUCAGCACUCCACUGGCUGCUGCAAGGUGGGGCGGCCUGGUCUGGGGCUAUGCACAGCUCAGACAGCACUUGCUUCAGGACUGGCCUGGGAAUGUCUCCGCAGAUAGGCAGCCAUUACCCCACAGGGCUUGCCACCUUCUCCCUGGACAUGAGCUGGCAUGAAUUCCUCCAGGCUGGGGCCAGUUACAGCUCCCUGCACGGCUGGUCUCAGAGCAGUAUGGUAGCGGGGUUACAGGGCAUCCACAGCUCAGCCCCUCCUUGCUACUCCACUCACUUUUCUUUGCUGGGAUCUCUCUGUCUCUCUCUUGUUCCUUUGCAGCAGGUGUCUGAUCGCCCAGACCACUCUCCCCAGCACCCGUCUCUGCUGUUGCCAGCCUGCUCGGCCUCACUGCCCCCAUAUCCGGGUGGGAUAAAAGCAGGUGCCCAGCCCGUUCUCCCUGUCUCUGGAACCAAGGUCAGGGGAGCUCUCCCCCAGUGUGCUAGGAGGUUGGAAAACCAGUGGAAACACAUUUCACCACAAGCCAAGAAGCAAUGGAGCCUUUUUAUCUGUACGACAUCAGGGCUGUAACCUCCAACAAAACCAUUGGGAGAAUUAUUUCACCCAUGGCAGCUCAACUUUGUCAUUUAAUGAUAGCAGCCGAGUGGGAUGGGGUGAAUAACGAGCGCCUAGCUGAUUUAGAAAAAGCUGCCGAAGAAUUAGCCAAAGCUACUGAAGAACUUGCUUGUGUUGCAAGAAGGGUGGCUCAUGAGUCCAAUGAUGAGCUGCUGGCUGGGGAGAUGCUGCCUGCUGCCAAAUCUCUCCUCGCGUCUGGGAGAAGCAUCUUACUGGUGGCCCAGAAACUUCAUAUUCAGCCAGACGUUCAGAGUCAUCAGGAGGAACUGAUUGAUUCAGCAAAGAGAGUCUUAAUGGAGACUGUGAAGAUCCUCCAGCUUGAAGAUGAUGCUGUAGUGACGAGGAUUAUCCAGGCCGCUCAGUGGCUUCGGGAUUGCCUGACUGCACUCGAAUUUGCAGGAGACAUACCAGCCCUGCUGGCGGCUUUCCGUGAUUUUUCAGAGUCCUUGCUCUUGCUGAACAAUUUGACAGAAAGACGCAUCCAAGAGCUCCGAGAUUCUCCUUCUCAGAAGUAUUUGGCCCAGACACUGCAGAUCCUUAGGAAGUGUCCCCCAAUGCUGCAUGCUGCAAAACACAGUCACCUGAAGCACCCUCAGGACCAGCAAGUGAGUGGUUCCAAAAACUACAUUUUCCAUUUGAUGGAUAGCACCAUAAAGGAACUGAUUUCCUUGCUGACAAACACCACCAGAAACAAGGAACUGCUGGAAAGAAAUGGGCUCUUUUCCCAGCACCUGAGCCAGCUGCUGGGCUUCCUUUUCAACCCAAACCCUGCUCACCUAGCUGAGGGCGAAUUCAGUUUUUGUGUGGAAACAGUGAUCUUCCACUGCAUGCUUUUAGCUAACUCAUCAAGGCCAAGUAUUAAGCUGCAGUUGAUAAAGCACUGCCAUCAUCUCCUAAUGCUCAAGAAAAGCAUUUCCAACUAUGGCAGCAUAAUGGAGGAAUUGCCAUCACAAAGCCAGCUAGAAUGUAACCUAGAAGAGAAAUGUCAUGCGAUGAGAGUUGAGGUGGAGAUUCUUGAUCAAACCAUGCUCACUGCUGUUUUGUGUCAGAUUCUGGACACUUUCACAGACAUUAACGAACCCCUGAAAAGGUUAAUGGAGGCUGCGCUGGAACCUACUACUGUGCAAUAUUCUCCUGCUGGAGAGGAUGGAUUUCUAAGAAAACUUCAGCCUCUUAUUACUGCCUUCUUCAGUCAUGCUCAUCAGAUGCUCAAAGUGGCAAAUUUUGUUCUGGCCCGGUGCACCAACCUCAAAAUCUUUAAAGAAAUUGAAGAUCAUGUAGACUGUUUAAAUAGACUCCUUCCCACGGUGCCUCUACUCCUCGGGGAAAUGAGCAAAGAUCCUAAUAAGAUUAACAUCCAGGAACAAUUACAAACCUUCUAUCAAAGAUGGGCUUGGACAACAGAAAACUUGUUAGCGUGUGUUGAUGAGACAAUCAGCUUGCCCGAAUUCCUCGAUCUGUCUAUUCAGGAAAUGGCCGAUCACAGACAGUGUUGUGAACAAGAACUAGAGAGUCAGAACUCUGGAAGGUUUUCAUGGCAUGCUGCGCAUAUGACCAGCCGAGCUGCUCGCGUGAUCCAAGUUACUAACAGAUUUGUGGAUAAAGUCAGAGAUCCCAUUUUCAAGAAUGGUUUGUUAGUUUUAGUUAAGCAACUGGAAAUCUCCAUUCUGGAAGUGAGAACUGCUACUAGCCACUGUUUAGGAGGCAUCUCUUGUCUACAAACUAGAAACGCAUUUUCAAAGAGAGUAAAGCAUCUGAUGGACUCCACUCGAAAUGUCAGAGAGGGGCUGGAUGAGUCUAAUCAUCCAGAUAUUCUGAGUCCGUUUCGGGAACAAAUUCGGAGCCUUGACAUUCCAAAAGAGCUGUGUUGCUUUUCAGCCCAGGACCAUGUAGAGCUCAGACCACCAGAUGUCAUAAAACAGAGCACUAAUCACAAUACUGAAUUAGUGGAAGAAUUUUUAAGUGAACAGCUUCCGUCAGCCACCUCUCCUCUUGAGAUGCUUCCAAGAGCAGGUAACUUAUACCCAGGAAGAGUGGAUUUACAUCCUGUGAUCAAUGAACUCAUCACUGCAGCAAAGAAACAUGACAUUACUGCUGUAAACAUUGCUUGCUUUGGUUUACUUGAACUUUCCAACUGUUGUGUAGAUGCAUCUCAGGAAGCCUUACCAAUUGUCAAGUCGCCACUGCUGGAAAAGCUGACCCACUACAGAAGGAUAGUUCUAUUAACACCAUCUGUUAUUAGCUUAGCUAGGGAGAUAGGUCCAAACCCAGUUUCCAGAGCAGACAGACUUCUUCCAACAGCUGUUUUGUUAUCAGAGAAGAUUUGUGAAACUAACCAAUGCCUGGUGGCUGUGGCAGGCCCUUGGUACAGUCUAGUCCAGCAGUUAUUCUGCAUGGUAGCUCCAGCAGACUUUCUGAAGAGCAAACAAACUUUGGAUGAGAUAAUGCGGACUUUAGCAACAGUUGUUCAGCUAGCGGCUGAUGUUGCACAUACAGAUUGUAAAGAGGAGUGCACAAUAGUUCCUAAGAUUCAGGAAAGUUUUGUACGGGUCCAAGCAAAAUUCACAUGUGCUCAGACUAAUACAAAGCAUUUACUUGAAAAGGCACUGUCUUCUGACUGCUUCCAUUCUCACCAGGACCAUCUUGAGGGGAUCUGCCUUCUUUGGUCUAUCAGCAUACAGGUGCUCCUGAGUGCUGUGGAUCAGCUCAUAGGACGAGAUGUUUUGUUCUUAGGUAAAUUAAGGAAUACAAUGAAGCACAAGCUUCACUUGCGCGAUGUCCUGGCAGCUGUCUCUGAGAGCUCUUUGAGAAUACAGGAGGCAGCGCGGCUAUCCUAUCUUGCCUGUGCUGAACACAGCGUGCAGCGUGACAUCCUAGCGCUCCGGGAGGAGGUAAAGGUACUAACUGAAGCUCUGUUGCAAGUGGUGGAUGUUCUGGCUGUCUCCCCAGUGCCUGCUACAUACUUGUCCAUUCGUGCUGAGCUGCUCCAACGAGAGCUUGCUGUUAGAGUGAAAGCACUUCUGCUCCUCCUGACCAGCACCAAUCAGGAGUACACGAGGGUCAUCCAAAACAUCCUCAUACUGGCCUGGCCUCCUGCGCGUGCCCAGGGAGGUGAUGGAAUGAUGGUUAAACAGGCAGGUCAGAUAAUGGCAAAUGUCCAACUGGUCAAGACCAUCAUAGAAGAUGCUUUGGAGAACACAGCUCAUCUAAAAAUGCGGGAAAGCCUGCUCUCCCUGACAGACCACCUUCUCCUCCUUACUGCUGAGCUGCUAGGAAGAGCUGGUGAGCAACUUCAAAGCCAGCAGGACAAGGAGCUGGUCCAACUAGACUACAUUGCAUGGGAGUGGUCUGCUAAAGCUCACUAUGUGGUGACACAACUUCAGUCAGUGAAGGACAUCGAUAAAGCCACCUUGGAGCUCGUUAAGCAGUGUUUACAAAACAGCGAGUCAUGUGCUGUUGCAAACCAAUGUCAUGGCAAAGCAGAGCUCUCCCCCGCCAAGAUACCCAGCACCAAACACCAGAAUCUCACACACCAAGCCAAUUCAGCAAAUGCCUGGCCUACCAUGAGUGAAUCCAGAGGUUUAACUGCCAGGGAUGCAUUUGAAAUCAUGCUCCUGAUUGACUCUCCAAACGACUCCCACUCCACUAGCAGCGAGCAGGGCAAGGAAGCUACUCCUGCUGUCCUGCCCGAGGAUGCUGGACAGCGGCAGGAUGACGGCAAUAAAAUGUCCCAAGUCACCAAGGAAAUGGCCACUGGGAUGUCUCACAUGGCACGGUUUCUAAAGAGGAAGGGACCAAUAACGACCAAAGAGCAGCUCAUUGCCUGUGCUAGUCAAAUGGCUUCCAAUGGGCAAGUGUUUGUCAGAUUUGGCCAUCUGAUUGCAAAGAACUGCCUAGAUGAAAGAUGUGCAACCGAAUUGCUGUGUGUCACUGAGCAAAUCCAAACAAUCAGCAACCAGCUCAGAAUUAUUUCCAGGGUAAAAGCAGCAACAGCAGGGAGGAAGUGCUCUGCUGAACUACUGGUGAACAAUGCACAGAAUCUGUUUCAAGUGGUCCUACAGUCCCUGAAGGCAGCAGAGGCUGCGUGCGUCAAAGGUUUGCGAAAGCCAGAUCCUGACUCAGAAGAAGCAGAGGCAGCUGCCUUUUGUAUUCAGUGGAAGAAAAAGCUGCUGUGGCACAGAGUCAAAGAAACUUUAAACUCAGAUAGGGAUGAAUUCGGACUUCGCAGAACACGUGCAGGAUGUGAACCCACCCUUACAGCUAUGGUUCAGGAACCAUCGUCUCAGAAUUAAGAGCUAUCUCCCCUACCCCCAAAUUCCAAACCUGUUCAAAAACCAACCAAGGAGUAGGAAGGGGCCUCUGUCAUUGAUCCCUAACUCUUGCAGGAAAUGACAUCACCAAUGGGGAGGGACAAUAAUGCCACUUACCUCCUUAGAAGCUGCUAAUGCUGCCCAGGAGCAAGAGAGACCUUCACAAAUAAGUGACAUUAGCAUAUAUAGUCUGGAGGCCCAGGCUGGUCAUUCUUGGCAAUGAAGCAGCCCCUAUAUAAAAAGCAACAACUGUGUUAUUUUAAUAGAAGUGUUCCUUAGAUACUUAUCUGAUGUAGUGUUGUAAAGGAGUAUCAAGGUAUUCCAAUGCAAGAUUUUUGUCCCCAUGUACCUUUUGUGCAAGUGAAAAGGCUACAAAAAUGUACUUAAGUUGUCAAGAUAAGUUUGAAAGAAAGAAUGACCAAUACAAUGGGAUUUA